GUUUCUGAAGAUGACGUAGUGAGGAGUAAAACCAGAAGUUUGUGAAGAAGAAAAGUUUUGUUGAAUGUGGGUGUCCUGGAGGCUGAACGGCAGUGUUGCUCCCCAUCUUCAGCAGCAAUGUUGUCUUCCCUCUGCCUGAGCUGGAUUCUUCUGCUCCUGUUUGCAGGCCCCACAAUAUCAGAAUCACUUGUGAAGGGAAAGGUUGGUCAGAAUAUCACCGUGCCCUGCUCUUACAGUGUGAAGGGGAAACAGGACCUCACAUCAAUGUGCUGGGGUCGUGGCAGCUGCCCUUCUUCAAAAUGUGAUCGGACCAUUAUCUGGACAGAUGGUUGGAAGGUGACUCACCAGUACAACAGCAGGUAUAUGUUGAAAGGGAACCUGGAGAGGGGCAAUGUGUCCCUCACAAUCGUGAAUGCUGAGGAAGGAGACAGCGGGAUAUAUUGCUGCCGUGUGGAGAUCCCGGGGCUGUUCAAUGAUCUGAUGACAAAUCACAAGGUUGUGAUAGAGAAAGCUAGAAUCUCUACUGCAAGUCCUCACACUUACACCUCUGAACAGACCUCAGCUCCUGGGAGCACCAGCAAAUCAUCUUUUACCAUCGCAAGAACAUGGCCAUCGGUUUCUGCCUCAGAAGUUCCUCAGACUGCCUCUGGUCCCUGCUCAAGCACCUCAAGCUGCUGGGAUGUAACCUCAAACCUGCAGAACACGUCUGUAUCACUUACCAGUCAGCAAUAUUCAGAAAAUGGGCUGUACAUUGGGAUUGGUUUGUGUGUGGUACUUCUAGCCAUCCUUAUUUUGAUUCUGUUGCUCAGUAGAAAAUAUCUAUACAACAUGAAGAAGACAGGUAACUUUGCCAACUUCGUUGCGUUUUGGAGGCCAACAGGUGCAGGGAACCGUAGUGCCCUGGAAAAUGAGAUCCAUGCAGAGGAAAACGUUUAUAUUGUACACUAAGGACUAUAUGCAUGCUUGCCUUCGUCAUCGCUGGGACAUUAAAUAGUUUGCAAAAUGUUGGCUGCUCCCCCUGCUCAGCAGCUAAACGUGACUGGACUACUGAAGCAUUAUUCACUUUAUACUAACAAAUAAAAGAUACACUUCUAAUUAAAACUUUAUCGGCCCAUUCCAGAAAUGGAAACCUUACUGGCUUGAAUGAAAACUUCCAGAGCCCACUUAUCAAACCCUAAGGAAAGCUAUCAUUAUAUUUAUUAUCUGCUUCAAAUUCUCUAUUACUUUUUUUUUUUUAAAAAAAGAGGAAGUGCCAGAAUGUCUACUCAAUCACAAGAGGAAAACCACACAUUUUUAAAAAAAGUUGUCUUCACUGGGUAUUGUAUCUGUCAGAUACAAAAGAGUUUGUGCCAUCAGAGGGUAGAAGCAAUCUCGUGGCUGCUGUGACAAAGAUGACACAUGGAAAAAAUUUGGUGUUAUUGGUAUUUCAAUACCCAUUUAGUUGCAUUUUCACUAACGUCAGGUAUAACCCAAGCCUGGUAACAGCUCAGUAAGGCAAUGUACUAAUUCCUGUCCACCCACAGUUAAAUCUGGAGGAGUUAUUGAUGCUCACCCCCUCAUGGAAUGUCCUUGGACCCUACAGGAUCAGUACUUUCCUGUACAGAAUAGUCACAGCUUGUUUUCCGGGAACUAUGACUAAGUGUGUUUUCCUCUGCAAAAUACGUAGCUUUUUCUGUGGCUUUCCUCUCAGGCCUGUCUAUACCCUAGGAAGUCCUCAGGGUGAAAAGACUCACUUCCAGGUCUCUAAAACAACGGCACAAAAAUAGCUAUUUUGCAAAGUUAAUUCAAUUCUUACUUAGCUCAUGGAGAAGUCAAGGGCAUUACACAAAUAGUGGCUGAAUGUUAGCCCUACCUUUGCACCCUUUGAGAUACACAACGACUCUGUUCUAUGCUGGAUUUCUUUGAUGGCUUUUAGCUCAUAAAUGGGGUGUCUCUGCAGCCUAGUGCCUUUCCCCUGUUGCUCCUCAGCUGGACAUGGCUCACUCCUUUUAUUCUCUGAAGCACUGAACUUUGGUUUUACUUAAAAUAAAUAAAUUAAGGCAGCCUCAUGAGGAUGAAUCAACACUAUUCAUUGUUGAGAAAUAGGCCUGACACACCCAAAUCAGCUUUGAGUGGAAGAUUAAAUUUCCCUAAUCUUUUUAAGAACAUAUUUUUAAACAGAGGCAGAGGAGUUCCUGAAAGAGCAGAAGAGCAGUAUGAGCAGGAGGAAGACAAACCCUUGCCAAAUAUUUAUCAGUACAAAUUUUGCCCUGAAGCUCAUCCCAAGCAGAAAUGUGGAAUACCUGAAGCAGACAUUGCUGCCACAGGGAAUACUUGCAGAUUUACUGCAAACUUUCUGUCAUUGAGUUCAUAAUUUUCAAGGGAGUCACGUGAAGAACAAAGCUGUAUUAUCCAAUGAGGCACAGAGGAGCAAGAAUAAAAUCAGCAGCUAUUUAUGUUAACAGCUGAGACACUUGGGGCCAUGCUCUGGUUGUUCUUUAAGGGGAGCGGGGUUCAGUAGAGCAGUUAGCCAUUCCUCCCCCAGCUGGUGGAGAUGGGAGGGCUUGAGCUGGCUGGGAGGGGAGCAAUUUCCCCCAGGAGUCCUGGAGAGCCUGGCCAAGGUGAGAUGCUGCAGGUGGACAUGCUUGCAAAGACUCCUGAUGGAGGGAAAACUUCCUCAUCCUGUUGCAGAAGGAAGAAAUGGAAAUGAAGUUGGUCUAGGUGACCCUGGUGUGGUUUUUAUUUUCACUUCUGCUUUAUUCUGGGGCUGGCUGUUCCAGCAGGCUUAAAAGGUUGGAAACAUGGAGGUGAAUUUGCCAUUGACUGAAAAGCUCAAGGUGGGAGCACAGACACUAGAUGAUUACUGAUCCCUGGGCCGGGAGAAGUGAUGGAGGAACCCAGCUCUGCCAUUAUGUGUCUUCAUGUCACAUGUUGCUUUGUGUAAGAAAGUACCAGAACUAGAAAGGACCUCCUGGUGUUGGAGUAUAUUUUUGUAUUUAACUAUGAGUAACAAUUACUAAAGUAAAGUUGCUGACCUCUCUAGCCCAGGACUGGAGCUGAAGAAAGUCUGAUCUGGUCUCUGAACUAGAGCUCAGAAAACAUCUUCAGGAAUUUCUGCUUUCUGCAACUUCUAACAAAUCAAGCUCUAGUAGGAUCAGAGAUAGACAAGUGUGAGGUUUCCAAAAUCAUCUGAUUCCAACUACUAAUGCUCUUAAAGAGUUUGAGGACCAUACUUAAGAUUGCUAAUCAUGCAAACUGCUUGCCCAUACCUAUUUGUUUUUAGUAUUACAGACUAAUUCAAACUAAUUCUUAUAUCAGUGAGUUUUCCACAGAAAAUAAAGUUCAAGAA
Molecule: messenger RNA, 3328 nt
Organism: Apus apus (common swift)
Lineage: Eukaryota; Metazoa; Chordata; Aves; Apodiformes; Apodidae
Gene: HAVCR2
Product: hepatitis A virus cellular receptor 2
Exons: 8
Coding region: 118-948 (276 amino acids)
Biological process (GO): positive regulation of mast cell activation; phagocytosis, engulfment
Cellular component (GO): cell surface
Molecular function (GO): phosphatidylserine binding; virus receptor activity
Source: RefSeq, a predicted model, not a curated record